Molecule: messenger RNA, 872 nt
Organism: Rattus rattus (black rat)
Lineage: Eukaryota; Metazoa; Chordata; Mammalia; Rodentia; Muridae
Product: rano class II histocompatibility antigen, B alpha chain
Exons: 4
Coding region: 82-852 (256 amino acids)
Biological process (GO): positive regulation of T cell activation; immune response; peptide antigen assembly with MHC class II protein complex
Cellular component (GO): MHC class II protein complex; membrane
Molecular function (GO): MHC class II protein complex binding
Source: RefSeq, a predicted model, not a curated record
GUGUAAGAUCUCCUGGGCUGGAUCCUCACAAUCUCUUGAAGACUCAGGAGAGCAGCUACAGAGACCACCCAGAGAACAGAGAUGCCACUCAGCAGAGCUCUGAUUUUGGGGGUCCUCGCCCUGACCACCAUGCUCAGCCCCUGUGGAGGUCAAGACGACAUUGAGGCCGACCAUGUAGCCGCCUAUGGUAUAAAUAUGUAUCAGUAUUAUGAAUCCAGAGGCCAGUACACAUUUGAAUUUGAUGGUGACGAGAUAUUCUCUGUGGACUUGGAUAAGAAGGAGAACAUCUGGAGGAUUCCCGAGUUUGGACAACUGACAAGCUUUGACCCCCAAGGUGGACUUCAACAGAUAGCUAUAAUAAAACACAAUUUGGAAAUCCUGAUGAAGAGGUCAAAUUCAACCCCAGCUAUCAACGACGUUCCUGAGGCGACCGUGUUUUCCAAGUCCCCUGUGCUGCUGGGUCAGCCCAACACCCUCAUCUGCUUUGUAGACAACAUCUUUCCUCCUGUGAUCAAUAUCACGUGGUUGAGGAACAGCAAGCCAGUCACAGAAGGCGUUUAUGAGACCAGCUUCCUUAUCAACAGUGACUAUUCCUUCCACAAAUUGUCUUACCUCACCUUCAUCCCUUCCAACGACGACAUUUAUGACUGCAAGGUGGAGCACUGGGGCCUGGACGAGCCGGUUCUAAAACACUGGGAACCUGAGAUUCCAGCCCCCAUGUCAGAGCUGACAGAGACCGUGGUCUGUGCCCUGGGGUUGUCUGUGGGCCUCGUGGGCAUCGUGGUGGGCACCAUCUUCAUCAUUCAAGGCCUGCGGUCAGGUGGCUCCUCCAGACACCCAGGGCCCUUGUGAGUCCCACCCUGGGAAAGAAG